CUCCAGGUUCAGCUUUACAAUGCACCGGCUCUAGAAACCAGUGUGAGCCACGGCGCGAUAAUUCUUUGCCGUCAGACGGGAAUGCAGGUCGAGUCGCGGAGUCCGCCGUCGAGUCUGCAAUUGCUGCUGAAGACGCGCGGGGAACGAUGCCUGUGCAAGGACCUAAAGGGGACUCGAGCGACGGAAAUAUUUCCGAGGCGCAGCGCGAUGAGGGCGCGUCGCAUGCCAGCGAAAGAGGCUCGACGAACUCAGCGCAGCCUUCCGCGGGAGAGGCGUUUCCGGAGGAACGGAAUAGCGGUUCGCCACUUGUGGCAGAAAGCAGUGCCAGCGCAGAGCUCGAGGACGAACUACACGCAACAAAGACCGGAACCGAGCAGGGGCAGAUUGAAGACACGGAGGGGUGUCAUUGUGGGCAAGGUCGUGGCGACGAGAAUGACGAGGAGGAAAAGACUUUCGGGGAUCGACAGGACGAGAACCCGGAAGAGGAGCAGACGGUCCGUACGUCUAGAGAGGGUGUGGAGCUCGAGUCACCGCUAGAGGAGCACGGGGAGUGCAUUGCAACCGCGGAUGUACAAAACGACUUUGGCGACGAGACAAAAAACGAAGGGGAUUUGCCUACGACAGCGUUUGAUGCCCUGGCGCCAACUUUGCUUGAGGAAGUGUCGGAUCACGAUAUCAAAGCCCUUGAGAAGAAGACGCCGGAUGGAGAGAGUGGCGCGGCAGAAGAAGGCGCACUGGUGCAGCAAGAAGGAGCGGCGUCUGCCGAUUCGCCGAAUGCCGGAGCCAGUCCGCAAUUGAAGAGGGUGCUGGUUGCCCGUGAAAGCCAAGAAACAACCGCGUCACCCGCACUGGAGCCUUCUCCAAGGGAGAAGAGUAAAACGACCUCGGCAGAGGAAAAUGAGAGCUGCAUAAACACACUUCGUGCAUCCUCUGUUUCUCGUAACGGGAGGAGGGCACAAGCGCGGCGCGGAGACCACAGGCGCGGCGUGCAUGGCGACCCGCUUUCUAGUCCUCAGCACGCCGGGGGCGACCAGAAGAAAGGCGCGACUGGCCGGUCUAACGGCGCUCCCCUACGCCGAGAUCCGGUACUGCGUGGAAGUGAGGCGAGCAAAAGGAGAUCGUGUGGCAACCAGGGAACUACGGAGGGAAGAGUUGCUCCCGGUGUGGAGCGUUCUUGCGAAGUUGAAAAGCCAAGGACUGCGCAAAACGGAGACACGAGCGACAAGAAGGCGGGAGCUUUCUCUGACAGAGCGCACCAUCAAAAAAAUCGCCGCGGUUACGCUACCCGUGGUGACGCGUCAAAAAGCGAUCGCGCUGUUAGGUCGCCUCGUCGAGAGCAUCCACCAACCGCAAGAGAACGACCCUCAAGCAAGACGAUCGGGAAGAGCAGUAAGAAGCGUGACCGGGAAGGGGAACCCCCCUCAGCGCCUGAUAGGUCUCGAUCCCGCACAAGGACACGAGGACGGAGCGUGCUGCAAGGAGCAAAUCGGAGCUGUCGAGGCAAUAUAGCUGCGGGCUCUCAUGCGCAGAGCGAAGUCGCAGUUGGGGCGCCUCCAACCUCAGCAAAGGUGUCGGGCGCGUUUCCCCGUGGUGAUGAAGCCCCACGAAAGGGAAAGCACGUCAUUACUAGGGCUCGAUCUUCCGCGAGCCGUUCGCCGGCGGCGCGCACGCAGGGCUCGUCGGGCCCGAAGCAAGAAGGCUCGCCUGCAACCAGACUAGAACAUGAUGUUCAUCAAGCACAAGAGAAAAGUGCACAGGCGCAACUUGAAUGCGAAGGCAGUCGGAAGCUAGUAGAGGAUGUUGGCGCGUGCGAAGGCGACGCGGAGUCCGGCGGCGCCAACGACGGGGAAAGUAGUUUCUCGGAUGCGAAGAGGAAGAAUAGAUUUGGAACAACAAGCCGCAAGAGAAUGCGACAAGGGGAGGACGAUAGCGCGGGAAACCGGUUCGAUAACCUGCGUUUCUUGAAGAAGCGGAGAGUGUCUCCGCCUGUGGUCGUGAGCAGUCGUAACAUAAAGGCGAGGGGAUUAACCAAAGCACCUUCAUCAUCCACUCCGGCGAAGACCACAAGGACCGCUGAACGUGAUACCACAAGAGCAGGAACGGUUGAGAAGCUGCUGCAGACGGAGGACAAGAAGGAGAAUCUCGGCACUACGAAGCAACGCCCACGUGAAAAGAAGAGAUCCAUGUCCCUGUGCGACCUGUCACCAUCAUCCGAUUCACAGGUAACUUAUGAAAAGUCAACGCGAAUGGGAACACAAUAAUAUGAAAUUCCAUUUAUCAUGUGAUUCAAUUUGAAUUUCGCACUACUCUCGGCGGGCGCGGGCAAGGUAUGGUGGCCACGAAUUUAUUAUUAUGUACGACUAGGCUGCUAGGAGUACCAGUGCUCGAGCAUAUUCUUCAGUUUUGUCCACGAUCAACAUUCCAAAACCACCAGGGGGAUUCCAAGAGAGCAACUGCGGGCCCGUCAAAAGAAUGCAGCGGAGCUGCGACCAGCAAAGCGUGCGCACCCCAGUGCACGCCGCGGAAGUCAAGAAAUAUACCAGUCAUAAAAGGGGGACGAGUGGAGUCGACUAUUCCUCUUCGAGCACCCGAGGAAACUCAAAUAGCGUCAACAGCAACACUGUACAUCUUUCUCUUCACUUUCUGCUGUUGAAAAACUAUAUUAAUCUUUUGUAAGUAAGAUGCUGAAGCAAAGAAGGACUAUUAUCCAAGAAGUUUUCGCGAAUUCAAUUGAGCUUGCUUGUGAUAACCUUGUUCCUCUACGAAAUGGUGCCAUUCGGGGGAGCAAUGCCAGUCGAAUGGCUUGGACCACAUGUACGACCUUCUAGUGAAGCAAAGAUUGAGAUUCCCCCAUUUUCGCCAAAAUUCUUGCUAAGGUACAACAAAAACCUGGAAGGAGUCGGGACGUUGAUACAGCCUCCGCCAGGCAUAACGAUGCCCGUGAAACCACAAGAAAAGGACGCCAAGAGGAGUACCAAGCAGGCGUCGACCAGGGAUAUAGCAAGGUUAGAAUUAUGCCUGUAAAGAAACUGGCGUGGCAUUCUUCUCAUCAUCGUGGUGUCACUUCACUAGUAAAAGAUCAUGAGUGUGUCAUGAUACCAUAGUGGGCUGCUUAAAUAUUUUAAUCAAAAUGAAUAUUCUCAGGUAUGAGCUGAUGUGUGCGACAGGUUGCAAUGAGGAGCAACCAUAUGGCUAUUUUUGGAUCCCGACAACAAAAGAGUAUGUCAAGUUAAGGCUGGGGGUUAAAAUGUAACCUUAACCUUAAAUGGAGAAGAGAAGAUACUUGUUAGGUACUAAUAAAUUUACCUAUGUGUGCUUAUGCACAACCAAGACUGAUUUGUUUUGCUAUAAUUGCGAACUGUAGAUAUUAGAGUUAGACAGUCCCAAAAAUGUCCGCUGUAAAGCAGACAGACCCAUCCGGCAAGCAGGUAAAUUUUCUCGUCAUUUUAGCGGAGGGACCUCCUCAAUAAGAAUUAGAAUUGAUAAACUAUUAUAUAAAUAUAAAGUGUCCUCUUCUAAGAAACCUGGAUAUGAGGACGAUGCUCCCGGCUGCAAAGGCGAAGAUUCUCUCGGAUCUGACGGAUGAAGUUCCAGAUCAUCAGAAGCACAUCGAUGUGAAUGAUUUGUAG
Messenger RNA from Amoebophrya sp. A25, 3629 nucleotides. The record is from the annotation of a GenBank genome assembly. Lineage: Eukaryota; Dinophyceae; Syndiniales; Amoebophryaceae.